Fraxinus pennsylvanica is the source of this 1554-nucleotide messenger RNA. The record is from the annotation of a GenBank genome assembly. NCBI's taxonomy places the organism in Eukaryota, Viridiplantae, Streptophyta, Magnoliopsida, Lamiales, Oleaceae.
AUGGCUGACACAACUAAAAAGCGAAAGAAAGGCUCAAUUAGUGAAGAAGACGUGUCUACUCUCUUACAGAGGUACUCUUCGCAGACGGUGCUGGCAUUACUGCAAGAGGUGGCGGUGGUUUCCGAGAGGAAAAUUGACUGGAAUGCAAUGGUAAAAAAUACUUCUACAGGGAUUUCCAAUCCGAGGGAGUACCAAAAACUCUGGCGCCACCUCGCAUAUCGGGAUGACCUCGUUGAUUCAUUGAACAAUGCUGCAAACCCUCUGGAUGAUGACAGUGAUUUAGAAUUUGAACUGGAAGCUUUUCCUGCUGUCAGUCGCGAAACUUCAGUAGAGGCUGCCGCUUGUGCUAAGGUCUUAAUUGCCUCUGGAACCCUAAAUGAUUCCCAUCUCCCAAACAACUCAACUAUCGAGGCGCCAUUAACUAUAAAUAUACCGAACCGUGAGAAGUCCACAGCUCCUUCAGAGGGUUCACAUCUUGCUAGUUGUUUGCAGGGGACAAAUAUUACCAUUGCAGUUUCUGUGCGUAAACAGCAAUUUUCUACUACUGUAACAUGUACUGAAGAAAAGCGAACUAAUGAGUCAACAAGCAGUAAUUUGCCUGCCCGAAGAAAAAGAAAGCCUUGGUCUGCAGAAGAGGAUAUGGAACUCAUUGCCGCUGUGCAAAAGUGUGGGGAACGGAAUUGGGCUAAUAUUUUGAAAGGAGAUUUUAAGGGUGAUAGGAAACCGUCAGAGCUAUCUAAGAGGUGGGCCACUAUCAGGAAAAAGCAAGGCAACUUGAAUGCGGGAGCCAGUUCACAACUUUCUGAGACUCAGCUGGCCGCGGCUCACAGAGCAAUGUCCUUUGCCCUAGAUAUGCCCUUUGGUGAUCAUUUGAGGGCAUCAUUAAAUACUGGCGGUACAGCUUCAAAUAGCAGAGCAGGCAACUCCACACAUCCUGCUUUUGUUGAAACAUCAUCGAUUGGUGUACCAUCACUGAAAAGACCAUCAACAAAUCCUACUCAGAUCCCGGGUUCCAUGGCUGCAGUUGCUGCUGGGGCCCGAAUUGUUAAAACCCCUGUUGCUCCGUCGCACAUUGAGGCUCCACUUUCUCAGAGUUCUGUUCGUGCCAUUGCUGGACGAGGCUCUAUGAUUAAAUCCUUGACAACAGGUCUCUCGAAUCAACUGCCAAGUAACGUGCACUUUGUUCGUAAUGGCCUGGCAAAGGCGCCAAUCACCAAUCGCUCCUUGAUAAUGACAAAUGCCUCUAAACCAGGUGAUGAAGCUCGCCAAGCACAAGUUCCAGCUGCUGGAAUUGUAAGAACUGUAGCGGAAGCCACUGUUUCUAGCUCAGAAAAUAUGACGCAAGAGAAUGUCCAAAAAGACGAAGCUGCUCUUUCUACGGAUGCUCAAAGAGUGGAAAUUCGUGAAUCACAAGUUGCUUUGGUAGGCAACCGAUCAGAAGAGAAAGUCGAAGAAAAUCAAGCUUCUUUUUCAGGCAAUGCAUCGAAAGAGAAUAUUCAAGCGAAUGGAGCUUCUAUUCCGUCCAGGGCUCCAGUCGGAUCAAUUAAAGAUUGA